Sus scrofa (pig) is the source of this 1404-nucleotide messenger RNA. NCBI's taxonomy places the organism in Eukaryota, Metazoa, Chordata, Mammalia, Artiodactyla, Suidae. The record is from RefSeq and is a predicted model, not a curated record.
AUGGCUGGAGUGGAUGGAGGAUGGGGAGAAGAGAAGGAGAUGGAGUCAGAGGGAAUUAAACAUGUUCAUGAGCCCCUAAAAGUAAAGUGGGCCCUGGGCACUGUGCCUACUGUACCCAUAGGUCUUUGGCCCUGGACGUUAAGCAGGAACAGGAAAGAAGGCAGACAACAGGGGCUGGAUACAGUGCUGAGAGUUGGUGCAAGUUUGAGAUACUCUUUUUCUCUCUCCAUUCAGAGCACAGAACCUAGCACCACGGCCAUUACCCUGGGUUACUGGGACAUCCGCGGGCUGGCUCACGCCAUCCGCCUGCUCCUGGAAUACACAGGUUCAAAUUAUGAGGAGAGGAAAUACAUGAUGGGAGAUCCUCCUGACUAUGACAGAAGCCAGUGGUUGAAUGAAAGAUCCAAGCUGGGCCUGGACUUCCCCAAUUUGCCCUACUUAAUUGAUGGGCCUCACAAGCUCACCCAGAGCAAUGCCAUCCUUCGCUACAUUGCUCGCAAGCACAACAUGUGUGGGGAGACAGAGAAGGAGAAGAUUCAAGUGGACAUUCUGGAGAGCCAGGUUAUGGAUGUACGCUUACACAUGGCCAGGGUCUGCUACAGCUCUGACUUUGAGAAACUGAAGCCUGGUUAUGUGGACGAGAUCCCUGAGAAGAUGAGGCUCUUCUCAGCGUUUUUGGGGAAGGGGCCUUGGUUUGCAGGACACACGCUCACCUAUGUAGAUUUCCUGGCUUACGACAUCCUUGAUCUACAUCGCAUAUUUGAGCCCAAGUGCCUGGAUGAAUUCCCAAACCUGAAAGACUUCAUCACCCGCUUUGAGGGGCUUAAGAAGAUCUCUGCUUACAUGAAGUCUAGUCGCUUCCUCCCACGCCCUUUGUUUCUAAAGAUUGCCAUGUGGGGUAACAAGUAGUGGCCUGUAACCAGGAGCUGGAGUGAGGAGUCAGGGCCCUGGAGAAGAGCUGGACCACCCUGCACCCAGAACCAUCUGUCUUUUUCUUUAUCCUUCUGUCCACUCUAGAUGCCUUAUUGCCCCCCACCCCACUCCUUUCCAAGUAUCCUUUAAAGCUUCAGCUCCCCACUUUUCUUCAGUUCCUCCCUCACCCCACAUUAUCCCUCCUGUACCAAAGCCAACACUAGGAUCCUGCCCUUCCAUGGUAGCUUCUGCUAUGAGGAGCCCAACCAGACCCCUGGUCCAUGAGCUCUGCUCUGAGCUCACAGAAUUGCCCUGAAAAUCAGUCCUGGCCUGGUGUGCUGGCCUUGCUUCCCAGCGUGGUUCCUGUCCAGCCCUGUCUGGUCCCCAGUAACAUCUUAAUCACACCUGCUGUGUCUUGCUUUAUUACCUCCCAACUUCCCAGAGUUACAACUAACUGUGUUGGAUGCGUGGGGGUGUUCAUUUUUCCUUUUG